Tribolium madens (black flour beetle) is the source of this 2037-nucleotide messenger RNA. RefSeq names its product malonate--CoA ligase ACSF3, mitochondrial (gene Acsf3). Gene Ontology annotation, biological process: fatty acid metabolic process. The record is from RefSeq and is a predicted model, not a curated record. Gene Ontology annotation, molecular function: medium-chain fatty acid-CoA ligase activity. The transcript has 3 exons. Lineage: Eukaryota; Metazoa; Arthropoda; Insecta; Coleoptera; Tenebrionidae. The coding region runs from base 170 to 1918 and encodes 582 amino acids.
UAUCACGUGCGGUGAUAAUAAAUUUGGGACUGCGUAGUUGGCAACCCCUGCAAACUGACUUAACCUUACUUCACCUUGUUUUUAAAGUGACGUUUCAAAGAAUUGAAAUAUGAUAGCAAGUACUUGUACGAACUCGCUGUUUAUAGUUGUUUGAGAUUAAUCGCACACAAUGUUGUUUCUAAGUCGCCACUUAAAAUUUUGCUUGAGGCUUCCAAGACUAACGCAAAUUCGUCUGCAACAAACUAAACCCAAAUUGUCGGUAUCGGGAGACGUAAUUCCAAUAUUCAGCAAUGCCCAUCUCUUCCCAGAGAAAGUCGCCCUUCGCGACUCUGUUGGUAGAUACACUUAUGGUAGCUUAUUCAUAAGUGCAAAGGAAUUAGCUAAUACCAUUACACAAAAAGUUGAUGGUAAAACAAACCAACGGGUGAUGUUCCUGUGUUCCCAAGAUGCGGACUAUGUGGUUACAUUAUGGUCAAUUUGGAUGUCUGGUCAAAUUGCGGUGCCUCUAAGUCCCAAACACCCCAAAAACAUUCUCCUGUAUUACGCCAAUGACACUAAUGCAAGUCUCCUAAUAACCACAAGCCAAUACGUUGAUUUGAUGCAAAGAGUAGCUAAAAAUACAAACACUAAACUGCACGUCCUUGACGACAAAUUAAAAUUAAACACAGCCGAAAAAGUCGUAACAAAGAAAACUGACUUGGAGGCCCCUUUGUCUCUCAGUUUUUACAGUACAAGCAAUGCUCUUAUUUUGUACACAAGUGGGACCACUGGCAACCCUAAAGGAGUUGUCCUCACGCAUAAAAACAUCAUUUUUCAAGUAAAUACUCUCCUGGAAGCGUGGAAAUGGAAUCCGAACGACGUUAUCCUCCAUACUCUGCCUUUACAUCACGUUCAUGGUAUUGUAAACGCUUUACUUUGUCCCCUGUAUAUAGGGGCAAAAACAAUCAUGUUACCGAAAUUUGAUGCAAAUGCGGUUUGGGCGCAUUUAUUAGGGGUUAGCCCUCUACAGGGCGAUCGCAGGAUUACUGUCUACAUGGCCGUACCAACAAUUUAUACAAAACUAAUCGAGGAGUACAAACGCGUAUUUAGUUCAGACCCGAAAAUGGUCGAACACAUUAAGAACAUUCUGAAAAACAAAGUCCGGUUGAUGGUGAGUGGUUCGGCCCCACUUCCGGUUCCGGUUUAUCAACAGUGGUUCGAUAUUUCCGGUCAUAAGCUUUUGGAGAGGUAUGGCAUGACUGAAACAGGGAUGAGUCUUUCAAAUUUGUACGAUUCGGAUCGAGAGCCGGGUUUUGUGGGGCUGCCUUUACCCGGAGUAUCAGUCAGACUAGUCGACGAAGAUUCGAAACAAGAGACUGUCGCCGCCCUCGAAAUGACCAAUUCCAAUGGAGAAAUUUCGUGUGAGAUGGACAAUAAGCGGGUGGUGAGUGGGGAAAUAAAAGGGGAGUUGUUGGUAAAGAGUGACGGCGUUUUUCGCGAAUAUUACAACCGACCAGAAGCGACGAAAAAGGAGUUUACGCAAGACGGUUGGUUUAAGACUGGUGAUGUGUCCUCUUAUUCGAUCAGCAAGAACAAAUUUAAAAUUCUCGGCAGGAAAAGUGCCGAUAUUAUUAAAUCUGGGGGCUAUAAACUCAGUGCAAUCGAAAUUGAGACUGCGUUAUUAGGACAUCCCGAUAUCAAAGACUGCGUAGUUGUAGGAGUGGAAGAUAAGGAAUGGGGACAAAGGGUGGCAGCGAUUGUGGUUUUACAUGAAGGUAAAAGUCUCACUUUGGAGGACUUGAGGAGUUGGGGGGUCGAGAAGUUGGCCAAAUAUGCUUUGCCGUCAGUUUUAAAGAUUGUUAAUGAGAUUCCUAAAAAUGCCAUGGGGAAGGUCAAUAAGAAACAGUUGAUUGAUAAACUAUUUUUAGGAAGUGAAUGAUGAAAAGACUGAUUUUUAAUGUCUAGCGGUUGAGUAUUAUACUUUUUAUGGUAUUAUUUCUUAUUGCAUAUUGUUGAUGUACUAAUUAUGUUUUAUUAAUAAAUAUUGAUAUUCAGACA